Molecule: messenger RNA, 2760 nt
Organism: Tripterygium wilfordii
Lineage: Eukaryota; Viridiplantae; Streptophyta; Magnoliopsida; Celastrales; Celastraceae
Product: lysine-specific histone demethylase 1 homolog 1
Exons: 1
Coding region: 116-2581 (821 amino acids)
Cellular component (GO): nucleus
Molecular function (GO): oxidoreductase activity; protein binding
Source: RefSeq, a predicted model, not a curated record
UGCUCACCAAACGAUGAUCACAACAACGAGCCCAGUAAAAGCCCAUUUUUAAACAGAUUUUACACUUUGAGGUGUUCGUGUACCGGCUUUUAACGAGUGAAAAUAGACGUCCCGUAUGGAGACAACGACGGCAACACCAGACCCGCCACAAGACCCGUCCGAUAACCCUAAUGACGUCGGGGCAGGCGGCAUCUCCGCGUCCUCCACUUCUUCUCACGAAACAGAUGUCACUCGAUCUUCAGAGCGAGCCGAAGACCCUCUUCAUGACCCGUCGAAUUCAGUGGAAGCUCAACGUCCUAACUCCUCAGAGACCACCACUCCCUCCCUCCCCAACAAUUCGACACUCGACGCCCUUGUUUCGGAUUCCCAAGACGACUCUUCGGAUCCAACGCCUCCCGAAUCCCAAGUCCAGAACCCUAACCCCACUGAGCCUGUCCCUCCUCCCAGGAAACGACGUCGUAGGAAACGUUUUUUCACCGAGCUCAACGCCAACCCGUCGCUUGGAAGGAAUCGUCGUUACAGAAUUGCCGGCGGACUCGCCAAGGAAGUGGAUACCGAGGCUUUGAUCGCGAUCUCUGUUGGUUUUCCAGUUGAUUCUCUAACUGAAGAAGAAAUUGAGGCGAAUGUAGUCUCGACUAUCGGCGGUACCGAACAAGCUAACUAUAUCGUGGUGCGUAACCAUAUUUUGUCUCGGUGGAGGUCAAAUGUGUCGUUGUGGUUGACUCGUGAGCAAGCGCUGGAGUCAAUUCGGGCCGAGCACAAAGGGCUUGUGGACUCUGCUUACGAUUUUCUGGUCAACCAUGGCUAUGUUAACUUCGGGCUCGCUCCUGCAAUUAAAGAAGUGAAAUUGAGGGCGUUUAAUGGGGCUGAGAGGGCCAAUGUGAUUGUUGUAGGGGCUGGAUUUGCGGGGUUAGUGGCGGCAAGGCAGUUGGUUUCAAUGGGAUUCAAGGUCGUGGUUUUGGAAGGGAGGAAUCGUCCUGGGGGACGUGUUAAGACGCGGAAGAUGAAGGGAAAUGGAGUAGUGGCUGCUGCAGAUCUCGGUGGUAGUGUCCUCACAGGAAUAAAUGGGAACCCACUUGGAGUCCUUGCAAGGCAGAUGGAGUUGCCUCUGUAUAAGGUGAGAGACAUUUGUCCUUUGUAUUUGCCAGACGGGAAGGCUAUUGAUUCUGAGGUUGAUUCUAGGAUGGAGGUUUCUUUUAAUGAAUUGUUGGAUAGGGUCUGUAAGCUUAGGCAAUCUAUUAUCGAGGAAAUUAAAUCUGUAGAUGUUUCUCUAGGGACUGCACUUGAAGCUUUUAGGUGUGCCUUUAAGGUGGCUGAAGACCCGCAGGAGCGAAUGCUCUUGAAUUGGCAUCUUGCUAAUUUAGAAUAUGCGAAUGCUUCUUUGAUGUCUAACUUGUCGAUGGCAUAUUGGGAUCAGGAUGACCCACAUGAGAUGGGUGGUGAUCAUUGUUUUAUUCCUGGUGGAAAUGAUACCUUUGUUAGAGAGCUUGCUGAGGAUUUACCAAUUUUUUAUGAAAGGAAUGUUGAGAGUAUUAGGUAUGGAGUUGAUGGCGUUUUAAUUUAUGCGAGUGGACAGCAGUUUCGAGGGGAUAUGGUUCUCUGUACGGUGCCAUUAGGCGUGCUUAAGAAGGGGAGCAUUGAAUUCGUGCCCGACCUUCCCCAGAGGAAGAAAGAUGCGAUCCAGAGACUAGGAUAUGGUUUAUUAAAUAAAGUUGCAUUGUUGUUUCCAUAUAACUUUUGGGGUGGAGAAAUUGACACAUUUGGGCAUUUGAUGGAAGAUUCAUGUAUGAGAGGCGAGUUCUUUCUCUUUUACAGUUACGCUUCUGUUUCAGGAGGGCCUCUUCUAAUUGCUCUUGUCGCCGGGGAUGCUGCAGUUAAGUUUGAGACAAUGUCUCCAGUGGAGUCUGUGAAAAGGGUAUUAAGGAUUUUGCGGGGCAUUUUCCACCCCAAAGGAAUUGUGGUUCCAGAUCCUGUAGAGGCAGUCUGUACUCGCUGGGGGAAGGAUCGGUUCACUUAUGGUUCCUACUCUUACGUCGCAGUUGGGGCUUCGGGAGAUGAUUAUGAUAUUCUCGCUGAAAGUAUUGGCAAUGACAGAGUUUUCUUUGCAGGAGAGGCCACUAACAAACAGUAUCCAGCGACAAUGCACGGAGCUUUUCUCAGUGGGAUGAGAGAGGCUGCUAACAUACUGAGAGUGGCAAAGAGGAGGUCACUUGCUUUAACUGAUAAGUCAAAUAAUGACAUGGAAGGAGACUUGAACCAAUUAUAUGAGACCCCUGACUUGACAUUUGGGAACUUCUCUAUUCUGUUUGAUCCCAGGACAAAGGAUCUUGAGUCUUAUUCACUGCUAAGGGUGGAAUUGCAUGGGCAACAAUUAGAUUCUGGUUUUUUGUUUCUUUAUGGCUUGAUUUCAAGACAACAGGCAACUGAGCUGAGUCAGGUAGAAGGAGAUCAGAAAAGGAUGGAAAUGUUAUUUCACAAUUUUGGGGUUAGGUUGGUUGGAAGGAAAGGUUUGUCAAAUAAUGUGGAAUCUCUUAUCACUCACAUCAAAGCAGCUAGAUCCCAACAAAAUGUUGGGAUAUGAACAUCCGCGCCAUUGUUAACUGUAAUAAGGAAGCUCAUUGAAUCAAUCAUAUAGCUAGGUUCUGUUUCUGUAACCGCAGAGAUUGUAACUUUAUGAUAAUGCUUGAAUUGUGAUUUAUCAGAUAUUGGAUUUCCUCCCAUUGUGGUGGCCCUCGUUUAUAAUGGCUUGUUUUUCUUAUA